GAGCUCACUGGAGAAUCUCCAACAGCGGAGCGGGCCUUCAACUACCAUCUUACCACCUGCUGAGGGACAAAACCCUCCAAGACUCAAGCGCACGGUGGACACCGGAGGCCCCAUGGCCCUGGACAAGCCAGGGGAGGGAGCUACCAUGCUACGCUCAUUCGCCCUCUUGCUUUUUUGCAUUGGGAUGCAGUCUCAACCGGAGCUGUGGAUAGAGAGCAACUACCCCCAGGCCCCAUGGCAGAACAUCACACUUUGGUGCAAAAGUCCCUCUGGGCUGUCAAGCAAGUUCCUGUUGCUGAAGGAUAAGACACAGAUGACCUGGAUUCGCCCUUCCUACAAGACCUUCCAAGUUUCAUUCCCGAUAGGUGCCCUGACUAAGUCCAAUGCUGGUCUCUACAGAUGCCGCUACUGGAAGGAGACAGGCUGGUCAGAGGCCAGUAAAGUUCUAGAGUUGGAGGCACCAGGCCAGCUGCCCAAGCCCAUCUUCUGGAUCCAGGCUGAGAGCUCCCCUCUUCCUGGGUGUAAUGUUAAUAUUCUCUGCCAUGGUUGGCUGCAGGAUUUGGUAUUCAUGCUGUUCAAAGAGGGAUAUGCAGAGCCCGUGGAUUACCAAGUGCCAACGGGGACAGUGGCCAUAUUCUCCAUUGCCAACAUGACACCUGAGAGUGAGGGAGUUUACAUGUGCCGCACUCAUAUCCAGAGGCUCCCCACUCUGUGGUCAGAGCCUAGCAACCCCCUGAAGCUGAUUGUGGCGGGACUCUAUCCUAAACCAACUCUAACAGCCCACACUGGGCCCAUCAUGGCACCCGGAGAAAGUCUGAAUCUCAGGUGCCAAGGGCCAAUCUGUGGAAUGAACUUUGUUUUAAUAAGAUUUGAAGACAUGGAGAAGUCCCUUUACCUCAAGAGGCCAAUAAAAAAUGAAGCAUAUUUCUUCUUCUGGGCUUUGAAAAUCCACGAAGCUGGACAUUACCUCUAUUUUUACUAUGAUGGGUCAUACAGGGCUUCACUGAAAAUCUGGGUAACUGACAUUUUCCAGGAGACCUGGCUACUUGCUCAGCCCAGUCCUGUGGUCCAAAUGGGUCAGAACAUGAGCCUGUGGCGCAGAGGGCCAGUGGAUGAGGUGGGACCUUCACUCUGUGAAAAAGGAGAAGAUAUCGAUGAUAAGCAGCCAUUCUUCCUCAGCAAUGUGACCUACAGGGAUGCUGGCAUCUGUAGUUGCUGCUGUCUCCUUUCCUGGAAGACCUCCAUCAGGAUGACAUCACACAGGACUGUGGAUCUUGUGGUUUUAGAUAAGCCGCCCAAGCCCUCUCUAGGCACCUGGACUGGAACCAUGUUCAAGCGAGGAAAGGCCAUCAUGCUUCAGUGCCAAGCGCCUCAUCCAGUACUUGAAUUUCCUCUGCAAUGGGAAAAAAGAGCAACAUUCCAGAAGUUCUCAGUGAAAGGAGACUUCAUCUUCAGUAAUGUUAAAGGGAAAAUCACAGGGACCUACAGCUGCAGCUGUCGCGAGCAGUCACACCGUGACAUCUGGUCGCAUCACUGUGAGCCUCUGAAACUGAUGCGACCAGCAGGUGCCUUCACCUGGAAUUACAUUCUGAAUGAAGCCAUCAGGCUGUCCUUGCUCAUGCAGCUUGUGGCCUUGCUCUUGGUAGUGCUGUGGAUAAGGUGGAAGUGUCGGAGACUCAGAAUCAGAGAAGCCUGGUUGCUGGGAACAGCUCAAGGGGUCACCAUGCUCUUCAUAGUCACAGCCCUGCUUUGCUGUGGACUGUGCAGUGGGGUAUUGACAGAAGAGACUGAAAUAAUCAUGCCAACCCCUAAGCCUGAGCUGUGGGCAGAGACCGACUUCCCUCUGGCCCCGUGGAAGAACUUAACCCUCUGGUGCAGAAGCCCUUCUGGCUCAACUAAGGAGUUUGUGUUGCUGAAGGACGGGACGGGGUGGAUCGCCACUCGCCCGGCCUCAGAGCAGGUUCGGGCUGCAUUCCCGCUGGGCGCCCUGACCCAGAGCCACACCGGGAGUUACCACUGCCACUCGUGGGAGGAGAUGGCUGUGUCCGAGCCCAGUGAGGCACUUGAACUGGUGGGGACAGACAUCCUCCCCAAACCUGUCAUUUCUGCUGCGCCCCCAAUUCGGGGUCAGGAGCUGCAAAUCCGGUGCAAAGGAUGGCUGGCAGGCAUGGGGUUUGCUCUGUAUAAGGAGGGGGUGCAGGAACCUGUCCAACAACUUGGUGCUGUCGGGAGAGAAGCCUUCUUUACAAUCCAAAGAAUGGAGGAUAAAGACGAAGGCAAUUACAGCUGCCGCACUCACACUCAAGCGCGCCCCUUCCAGUGGUCGGCGCCCAGCGAGCCCCUGCAGCUGGUCAUAAAAGAAAUGUACCCCAAGCCCUUCUUCAAGACAUGGGCCAGGCCUGUGGUCACUCCUGGUGCUCGAGUGACUUUUAAUUGCUCCACUCCCCACCAGCACAUGAGCUUUAUUCUUUACAAAGAUGGAAGUGAAGUAGCGUCCAGCGACAGGUCCUGGGCAAGCCCAGGCCCCAGCGCAGCUCAUUUUCUGAUAAUUUCGGUUGGCAUCGGAGAUGGAGGGAAUUACAGCUGUCGCUACUAUGACUUUGCCAUCUGGUCUGAGCCCAGCGACCCUGUGGAGCUCGUGGUCACAGAAUUCUACCCCAAACCCACUCUCCUGGCACAGCCCGGUCCUGUAGUGCUUCCUGGGAAGAACGUGACCCUGCGCUGUCAAGGACCUUUCCAGGGCAUGAGGUUCGCCCUCUUGCAGGAGGGAAUCAAGGCUCCCUUACAGUUCCAGAGUGCCCAGGGAAGCUCAGCUGACUUCCUCCUGCAUGCUGUAGGAGCAGAGAAUUCUGGAAACUACAGCUGUGUCUACUAUGAGACAACCAUGUCAAAUCGGGGAUCACAUCUGAGCACGCCCAUUAUGAUCUGGGUGACAGAUACAUUCCCCAAGCCAUGGCUGUUUGCUGAGCCCAGUUCUGUGGUCCCAAUGGGGCAGAAUGUUACACUCUGGUGCCAAGGACCAGUCCACGGAGUAGGGUACAUUCUGCACAAGGAAAAAGAAGCCACAUCACUGCAGCUCUGGGGGUCUACUAGUAAUGACGGUUCCUUCUCCAUCACAAAUAUAUCUGGUGCUAGCAUCGGGCGUUACAGCUGUUGCUACCACCCUGACUGGACCAGCCCCAUCAAGAUACAGCAGAGCAACAUCGUGGAACUCAUAGUCACAGGUUUGCUCCCCAAACCCAGCUUAUUAGCACAGCCUGGUCCCAUGGUGGCCCCCGGAGAAAACAUGACUCUUCAGUGUCAAGGGGAACUGCCAGACUCAACAUUUGUCCUGUUGAAGGAGGGUACUCAGGAACCCUUAGAACAACAGAGGCCAGGUGGUUACAGGGCUGAUUUCUGGAUGCCUGCACUGAGAGGAGAAGACUCUGGGACCUACAGCUGUGUUUACUACUUGGAUUCUGCUCCUUUUGCAGCCUCCAAUCACAGUGACUCCCUGGAAAUCUGGGUGACUGAUAAGCCCCCUAAACCCUCCCUGUCAGCCUGGCCCAACUCCAUUUUCAAGCUGGGGAAGGACAUCACCCUUCAGUGCCGAGGCCCCCUGCCCGGAGUUGAGUUUGUCCUGGAGCAUGAAGGAGAAGCAGCACCCCAGCAGUUCUCAGAGGAUGGAGACUUUGUCAUCAACAAUGUAGAGGGAAAGGGCAUUGGAAACUACAGCUGCAGCUAUCGCCUGCAGGCCUACCCUGACAUCUGGUCAGAGCCCAGUGACCCCCUGGAGUUGGUGGGGGCAGCAGGACCUGUUGCUCAGGAGUGCACUGUGGGUAACAUUGUCCGAAGUAGCCUGAUUGUGGUGGUUGUCGUGGCCUUGGGUGUGGUGCUGGCCAUAGAGUGGAAGAAGUGGCCCCGCCUGCGAACCAGGGGCUCAGAGACAGAUGGAAGAGACCAGACCAUAGCCCUUGAAGAUUGCAACCAAGAAGGAGAACCAAGUACUAACACCAACUCUCCCUCAUCAAUCUCUCAGGGUACCUCAGUGGAACUACCAGUCCCAAUAUAA
Condylura cristata (star-nosed mole) is the source of this 4051-nucleotide messenger RNA. RefSeq names its product immunoglobulin superfamily, member 1 (gene IGSF1). The coding region runs from base 113 to 4051 and encodes 1312 amino acids. Gene Ontology annotation, cellular component: plasma membrane. The transcript is spliced from 19 exons. Lineage: Eukaryota; Metazoa; Chordata; Mammalia; Eulipotyphla; Talpidae. The record is from RefSeq and is a predicted model, not a curated record.